AUGGUCAUGCCAAGACACCACCUGAGCUGUGCAGGAAUAGCCUUUGCUCUCUGCCUUCAGCACCUCGUCAGCACCAUCGAGGUCCCUCUGGAUUCAACUAUUCAGAGUUACUUGCCUCAGCCCCCCACAAUCACCAAGCAGUCCGUGAAGGACUACAUUGUCGACCCGAGGGACAACAUCUUCAUCGAAUGUGAGGCCAAAGGGAACCCCCGUCCCAUCUUCUCCUGGACACGCAACGGGAAGUUCUUCAACGUGGCCAAGGACCCCAAGGUGUCGAUGAGGCGACACUCGGGGACAUUGGUCAUCGAUUUCCACAGUGGGGGAAGGCCUGAGGACUACGAGGGGGAAUAUCAGUGCUUUGCCCGCAACGACUACGGCACCGCUCUCUCCAGCAAGAUCCACCUCCAGGUGUCCAAGUCUCCCCUGUGGCCCAAGGAGAAGGUGGAUGUGAUUGAGGUGGAUGAAGGAGCUCCUCUCAGCCUGCAGUGCAAUCCUCCCCCUGGUCUGCCCUCCCCUGUCAUCUUCUGGAUGAGCAGCUCCAUGGAGCCAAUCCACCAGGACAAACGAGUGUCCCAGGGCCAGAACGGAGACCUGUACUUCUCCAACGUGGUGCUGCAGGAUGCCCUGACCGACUACAGCUGCAACGCUCGCUUCCACUUCACACACACCAUCCAGCAGAAGAACCCCUACACCCUCAAGGUGAAAACCAAGAAACCCCAUAACGAAACGUCCCUAGGAAUUUCCCCUGCCAUGUACAGUGCCCGAGGCAUCACGGAAACCACUCCCAGCUUCAUGUACCCCUAUGGGACCUCGAGCAGUCAGAUGGUGCUCCGAGGGGUGGAUCUGCUGCUGGAGUGCAUUGCUUCUGGAGUACCAGCACCAGACAUCAUGUGGUACAAGAAAGGAGGAGAACUCCCAGUGGGGAAAACCAAACUGGAAAACUUUAACAAGGCUCUUCGCAUCUCCAACGUGUCCGAGGAAGACUCUGGGGAGUAUUUCUGCUUGGCCUCCAACAAGAUGGGCAGCAUCCGCCACACGAUCUCGGUGAGAGUGAAGGCUGCUCCCUACUGGCUGGAUGAACCUGAGAACCUCAUUCUGUCCCCUGGUGAGGAUGGCAGGUUGGUGUGCCGAGCCAACGGGAACCCCAAGCCCACGAUACAGUGGCUGGUGAAUGGUGAACCUAUAGAAGCUGCUCCCCCCAACCCGAGUCGGGAGGUGGCAGGAGACACCAUCGUGUUCCGGGACACGCAGACCGGCAGCAGCGCCGUGUACCAGUGCAACGCGUCCAACGAGCACGGCUACCUGCUGGCCAACGCCUUCGUCAGCGUCCUGGAUGUGUCCCCACGGAUCCUGGCACCUCGCAACCAACACAUCAAGGUGAUCCAGAACAACAGGACCCGACUGGACUGUCCCUUCUUCGGCUCCCCCAUCCCCACCCUGCGAUGGUUUAAGAAUGGCCAAGGGAACACUCUGGAUGGAGGAAACUACAAAGCCCACGAGAAUGGGAGCUUGGAGAUGAACAUGGCUCGGAAGGAGGACCAAGGCAUCUACACCUGUGUGGCCACCAACAUCCUGGGGAAGGCAGAGGCUCAGGUCCGCCUGGAGGUCAAAGACCCGACAAGGAUUGUGAGAGGCCCAGAGGACCAGGUGGUGAAGAGAGGCUCCACACCUCGUCUGCACUGCCGCGUCAAGCACGACCCCACGCUGAAGCUCACGGUCACCUGGCUGAAGGAUGAUGCUCCUCUCUCCUAUGCCAGCAGGAUGAAGAAAGAAGAAGAUGGUCUGACGAUAUAUGGUGUGACUGAGAAGGACCAAGGGGACUACACCUGCGUGGCCAGCACAGAGCUGGACAAGGACUCAGCCAAGGCCUAUCUCACCGUGCUGGCUGCCCCUGCUAACCGUGUGAGAGACUUACCCAAAG
This is a messenger RNA of Acanthisitta chloris (rifleman), 1921 nucleotides long. RefSeq names its product neurofascin (gene NFASC). The transcript has 16 exons. The record is from RefSeq and is a predicted model, not a curated record. Gene Ontology annotation, biological process: brain development; cell-cell adhesion. Lineage: Eukaryota; Metazoa; Chordata; Aves; Passeriformes; Acanthisittidae. Gene Ontology annotation, molecular function: cell-cell adhesion mediator activity. The annotation marks the transcript as partial.